Molecule: messenger RNA, 2587 nt
Organism: Daphnia pulex (common water flea)
Lineage: Eukaryota; Metazoa; Arthropoda; Branchiopoda; Diplostraca; Daphniidae
Product: diuretic hormone receptor-like
Exons: 13
Coding region: 317-1921 (534 amino acids)
Biological process (GO): cell surface receptor signaling pathway; adenylate cyclase-modulating G protein-coupled receptor signaling pathway
Cellular component (GO): plasma membrane
Molecular function (GO): peptide hormone binding; diuretic hormone receptor activity; G protein-coupled peptide receptor activity
Source: RefSeq, a predicted model, not a curated record
AGUUGCACGACCGCCUCAGUCGACGACUCAUCGUUAAAAUGACGAGCGUUUCCUGAGUGAAACUCAACAAAAAGCACACUCCUCCUCUACACUAUGUGAAGGUGAAAAAAAAUAUUGUAUCUACCGAGCAAGUGGGAAAAACGACAAUCAAGGAGUUGAUUCUAGACAACGAUAGCGCAAUGGGUUCUCCGAAGCGAUGCUUUCCCAAUUAAUGUAUAGUUGAAUCUUUGGCAUUUGGCUAUUAAUCAGACCCGAUAUCGAUCGUUCCGUUUUUGCCACUUGGACAUAUCAGCUGCUGUAACUUGGACGAUACAAUAUGGAUCGGGAAAAUCACUUCCUUCACCAUCCAAUGAUGGCGUCGAAAAGCGUGUGGCUGGGACAGUCGUUGGACGUUGCUGGGGAAGAUAAAAGUGUCGAUAAAACGCUGGGCUUGGACGAGUUGAUGGCCCUCAACAUCACUAACGAGAACGAACUGGACUGUUUGUUCAAUUUCUUGCACGAAUCCUACCCACCGGCGAGAUUUGAAAAUCUCUCCUCCUUCUGCAACAGCACCUGGGACGGAGUCAGUUGCUGGCCGACGACAGUGGCCGGUUCAACGUCCUUCCUGCCCUGCGUCGACGAACUCAACGGCAUCAAAUACGACACAACACAUAACGCGACGAGGGUCUGCCAGCCGAACGGCACCUGGGCCAACUACAGCAAUUACCGGUCGUGCGUCCCGUUGUCGUCGGACUUUGGCGGCGCAACGCCCGAAUAUGGCGUCGGCAUCAGCGAGGACACGACCACCAUCUACUUCACCGGUUACACCGUCUCCAUCGUGGCGUUGACACUCGCCAUCUGGAUUUUUAUUCACUUCAAGGACCUACGCUGCUUGCGCAACACCAUUCACACGCACUUACUCAUCACGUACGUCAUGGCCGACCUGCUCUGGAUCGUCACGGCCACUCUGCAGUUGUACCGGGGCGAAACCAACAAAGGAUCCUGUAUCAUCGUCAUUUUCUUGCACUACUUCCACCUAACCAACUUCUUUUGGAUGUUCGUCGAAGGUUUUUAUCUCUACAUGCUCGUCGUGGAGACGUUUUCUGCCGACAAGAUCCGGUUGCGCAUCUACGCCCUUAUUGGCUGGGGGAUUCCGUUGCCGGUCGUCAUCGUUUGGGUCGUCGUCAAAGCCAACUGGUUCACCUACACGUCGACCGAAGGCCAGCACCAGAAGCUGGACCUGGAGUCGUUCCUGGCCAGCUGUCCGUGGAUGGCGGCCAACAGUUACGACUGGAUCUACAUGACGCCGGCCAUCGUCGUACUUUUCGUCAACAUUCUCUUCCUUGUCAAGAUCAUGUGGGUUCUGAUAACGAAAUUGCGUUCGGCCAAUUCGGUCGAGACGCAACAAUACCGCAAAGGCAGCAAGGCCCUUCUGGUGCUGAUCCCGCUCCUCGGACUCACUUACGUCCUGGUCAUCGCCGGCCCGACGGAAGGACUCAUCGCCAUUUAUUUCUCACACAUUCGAGCUGUCCUACUUUCCACACAGGGAUUCCUGGUGACCCUUUUCUUCUGCUUCCUCAACACGGAAGUGCGCAACACGUUGAGACACAACUGGGCCAGGUGGAAGAUGACCAGUCGCUGGCUCGAAGAUUCCCAAAAUCACGGCAGUCGAAGAAAUGACACGGCGACAGACAGCAAGCGCAACUCCAAGGAGGGAUCUCGAGCUCCAUGCAGCAGACUUUACAGCUAUCCGGAUCACAGUAGCAAGCGUGAUUCAGCCUUCAGUGAAGUGACGAUGGUUGCGCCAUUCACUCCCAUUUCAGUCCUUCAUCUGAACACCUUUGGACCAAGCAGCAGCAGUGUUGAGGACGAGAUUGAGACUCGAACUGAACGUUAUUCUUCGUCCAAUAUUGCUAAAGAAUCGAGAAAUUCAGUUUGUUAAUCGUCAGAUGUCUAAUAUGAGGGAACUUUCGCCAACUUUACUACGGACGGACCGGUUACGUCAUCAGGGCGAAAAACUUUUUUUCUCGCAAACCCGUAGACAAGAUUGAAGACGUAAUCUGGGUCAUCAUCAAACAUCAGUGUGACCCACCUGGUGGGCAAAAUUACAAACUUAUCAACACCUUAAUGUAUGCUCAUUACGGACCACGUCAGAUGAUGAUGUUUUGAAUUGAGGCCCGAAUUGAGGAGCAGCUCUCAUCCGCAAUUUUCAUCCCGACCGUUAUCACGAAAUGGCCCAGUGCUGCAGAUCUCUCAAUAAACUCACACGCGUGAUCUUUAGUCGAGCCUCCCAAUUUCAACGGCGUUAUAUAUUCGACGCCACUUGACGACUUUCAGCUCGACAGCAAGCGCCGCUCACGUAUCCACUAGAUUGCGCAAUAAGAGACGUGCAAUGUUUAGAUUUUUCUCUGCAUACUAUCGACAUCGACAUCUCUUCGCUUGAAGAGCAAUUCCACCCGAGCACGAAACAAACGGCUCUGUCUCUGUGUUUCCAGCAUCCGGUGUUACAUAAUCCACUUCCCAAAAUUCAAUGAACAACUCGAAUGUCUCUCCUUGUAAAAAUGUUACAUAAAUUUGCAAUAAAUUGUGUGUAUAUUUUGCAAAGAAA